Molecule: messenger RNA, 828 nt
Organism: Varanus komodoensis (Komodo dragon)
Lineage: Eukaryota; Metazoa; Chordata; Lepidosauria; Squamata; Varanidae
Product: basic proline-rich protein-like
Exons: 3
Coding region: 1-828 (275 amino acids)
Source: RefSeq, a predicted model, not a curated record
AUGCGGGGGCCUCUCCAGCUGCCCCCCGGCAGCCACUGUGCACAGCACUCUCUUCAGGCAGGGGCCCUCGGGGGGCCUCUCCUGCCACCGGACGCUGGCAGGUUUUCAGAUCCCACGGAGGGAAGGGCCGCCGGCGCCAGCCAAGCCAGAGACCUCGCCGCUCCCCUCCCGCUGAACUGCCCGGCCACCCGCGGAAGGCGCUGCGAGGGCGCAGCUCCUCCGCUCAAGCAGGACCGGCCCCCCUUGCCGCCUGCUCGCGGGGGCGCUGCCCUACGGCUGCCCCCGCGCGAGCCCCCCCGGGCCGGAGAGGGCGACGUCGCCCGCUCUCCCCUCCACGCUUCCCGGGAAGCGGGUGCCCCGCGGUACCUUAACGAGGCGCCCGUUCGCCGCCGGACUGACAGCAGCAACCGCGGGCGCCGGCCUCGCAGAGCCAGACACGCCUCCUGCUCACCGGCUCUUUCGGCCACUUCGAGCGGCGCGCCCAGCGCGGCCGUCGAGCGCGUCCCUCGCCGCGGCUGUCCGGAGACCCUGCCGCGCCGCAGGCCCUCUUGGCCGCGCCCGUCCAGCUGCAGCCCGCCGCCCGAACCCCCCGCGCCCCGGCCCGCCCGGCCCUCUGGCUCGGAGCUGGUAGAGCCAGAAGCCGCUGGCGGCGAGCGCGCACGAGGAGGGCUGCCCGAUCAGGCCAAGGGGACUCCCGGCCCAGCAUUCCCGCAGGGCAGCAGCGCCAUCAGGCCCAUGUUCCCCAGCGACUGGGCGCCCUUGCAGGGCACCGCGCCCAAGCACCCCCCGCACGCCAGCGCGCCUUCGCGUGCGCACACACCGGCCUAA